Messenger RNA from Cydia pomonella (codling moth), 6551 nucleotides. It is a transcript of the gene ex, whose product is annotated as protein expanded. The coding region runs from base 813 to 4595 and encodes 1260 amino acids. Gene Ontology annotation, cellular component: cytoplasmic side of apical plasma membrane; cytoskeleton. Lineage: Eukaryota; Metazoa; Arthropoda; Insecta; Lepidoptera; Tortricidae. Gene Ontology annotation, biological process: positive regulation of hippo signaling. The record is from RefSeq and is a predicted model, not a curated record. The transcript is spliced from 4 exons.
GACAGACAGACAGACAGACGGACAUGGCGAAACUAUAAGGGUUCCGUUUUAUGCCAUUUUGCUACGGAACCCUAAAAAGGAGUAAGUUAUCAAUUCGACUUCGUCAUUUUUGAACCGAUUUGGAAAAUUAAUUUUUGUUUAAUUUCCAGUUUGCAUUUACAGAUACAUAUUAUAGUAUUUUUUUAAUUUUCAUCGAUAAACUAAAAACCAAGCACUGCAAUGCAGAUGCAUUCAAACAGUGCCAUUAUUCCAGACCCAGAACUUGAAACUUACCCGAAGAGCGAUAAACUUUUUAGUGACAUGACUAUAAACUGAAAUAUAUGGAAGGUAGAGGUAAGGAACGCAAUCUCCAUAGGCAGAACUGAUACAAAAGUGUCCAGUUGUCAGCUAUAAAUAAUAGUUCCAAAUCUCUCCAGAGUAGCGCUAGAGUAGCUAAGAACCUAUAGGCGUUAUUGACGGAGUGAAGUGCGCUGUCUAUGAUUUGUUUUUUUUUUUCAAGUAUUCUAGGUAUUGUAGCGCUAUAUAUUUAAGGUUUUUUCACGGACACUUUUUGGUAUAUGGAGAUUCCAUUCCUUGCCUCCACCUUCCAUACUAAAAUAGAUGACAUACACUAAGAAAAAGUGACCAAGUCCACCGAUGGCAUUGACAUUGGUUGUCGUGGCAGUGACAUGACUGUUUGCUAGAACGUAGUGAUUAUAUGCUCUUUGACUGUUUGGUCAGACAGGAAUAAGUGCUAAAGAUCGCUGCGUCAAACUAAAAAUGGAAAUAGAAUCACUUAAAAAGGGCGGGUAACAGUUGUUUCGAGAUGCGACAUGCGCGCUCUAUGUUCGGUUCGCGGGCCGCUCGGCGGCGAGACGCGCGCGCUCGGCGCGGGCGCGCGGCUGCUGUCGCUACGCGUGCCCGGCCGGGCCCAGCCGCUGCACUUCGUCGUCGAAGCCAAGGCGAGGGUCAAGGAGCUCAAAGCCUUGGCCAGCACACAUGCUCAGCUACAAGGCAUGACCGACACCGACUACUUUGGAUUAGCAAUCUUACAAAAUGGAGAAUACUUGUUUGUUGACCAAGAAAGUAAAUUAUCAAAAUAUGCACCAAAGAGCUGGAGGUCAUCACACACACACGGUUUGGACGCAAAUGGGAAGCCACUGCUGGAAUUACAUCUUGUCAUUCAAUUCCACAUCGAGAGUCCACUUCUGCUGCAAGACGAGGUCGGAUUACAUUUGUACUUCUUACAGUUGCGGCAUAACGUCCGAACUAGAGAAGGAUUGCCCACGGAAGUACUUUUGUUACUCACCGGUUUGGCUUUGCAAGCAGAAUAUGGUGACGCGGACACCUACGAGGACCGAGACUACUUCAAAGUUGAGGAUUAUGCAACACCAUCCCUGACAGGUGACUGGGUCGCCGCAGCCAUGCGUGCGUGCCACCGCGAACACCGUGGACUUUCAAAGAAUGACGCUAAGAUUAGAUUCAUUCGAGAAGUCUGCUUGCUCCCCGACACCAUAAACUCGCACAGAUACAGAAUGAAGCAAACUAAAUCAGAACCCGAGCCGGGAACUGUUUGGCUCUUGGUGACAGCUAAAGGCAUACAAAUUUUGCCCGAUAAUGGAUCAGUCUAUAACUUCAUAUGGAGUUCUAUUGGAAAACUAAGCUUUGAUAGAAAAAAGUUUGAAAUAAAAACCGAAGAAGGUAAAAUAACCUUAUAUUCGUCUAGUGACGAAAAAUGCAAAUAUUUAUUCGCAUUGUGCAAAGAGUCUCAUCAGUUUUCUAUGAAAAUUGCGCCCAAAUUUAACGAAAUUCUUAAAAGAGAAGAAGAGGAACGAAAAGUUUGUUACGGCUAUUCAAAAUCGUUGAAUCUUCAUCACAAUCAGCAUAACAAAAGCGAACAAAGAAUAUCAGUAAUAUCAACAACAAGUUCAAAUACUACAUCAGGAAUUGUCAGUGACAGAGUGCAAUCUGAAGACGAAUUAGAGAUAAUGAUCGAUUCGCCUCCUGCUCCAUCAACAGAGAGUUUGGCAUUUGCCCAUUUAUUAGAUAGUUCAAACUCAUAUUUUCUACAAAACGACUCAAAGAACAGCCAUUUAUUACACAAAACAACGUCAUUACAGCUACGUAAAUCGAAGUUAAAUCAAUCUAAAAGUAUGGAUGAGAAUGAAUCAUCUAAAUUGGAUACUACUUCAGAAAUUGUGUUAAAUAAUCUAGGCGAGACUGUGUCGCUACCCGAUCACAGCAUAAGUGAGUCAAAAACCGAUAGCCCUGUCAACAAAUCUAAAUGCACGGGAUCGCAGUGUUCUUCAUCUUGCAGUACGGUAGUUAUGGCGCGAGCUGCCCUAAGUACAUUGAGUAGAGCAUCUAAUGCAAGCAGUUUAGAACUAGGCUUCAGCCAUACAGCACAAAAUUCAAUGAUGAGUGAUAACAGCACAGUUGGAAUAGAUGUGGAAUAUUCUCAAGAUACCGAGUCAGCGCUGUAUGAUGGCUUGGGUCAGCCUAUGACAAUAGCGGCCUCGAGCGAAACGAGUGGAGUUUACACAAUGGGUAGUUCAGAGCUAACUGCACGAUCAAAAAUUGGAAUUCAUUCAGAAGGUAGUAGAACCGAGUAUGAAAGUUCUCAUUAUGACAGCUACAAACCAUCAGAAGAAAACGAUCUUGCUGCCUUUGACAGUGUUUCGUCAAUAUUAAAAAACAAAGCGGAACCUAGUCGCUCUACAGGACCACUUAUUAGAUUACAGGCUUCUCUAUUAGAUGUUGAUUGUGUCGAUGGCGACACAAAGUUUACAAAUCAAAAGCAUGAUGACAAAGAAAAUAUUUUAUAUAGGGAACGAUCUAACUCUAAUGUCAGUGCCGUAUCUUUUCAUGGCGACGGCAGCGACCCUACAGACCAGAAACAUAAUUUACUUAGUGCUAGUGAAUUAAGUGACUUAAUAGUUGGACGUGGCGUAUAUCCUAAAAGUCAAUCCGUCAGUGAUACGUUAGACUCGGUAUCAGAUUAUGUAAGGUUACCUCUGCCGUUUUCUGGUGACAGUUACAUCCAAGGACACGAAGAUACUGCUCCAUCCGAUGAUAACUAUCCAAACGGUUCAUUUUUCGAUCGACCACCAACUCCGCCAACUAGAACUGAUAGCAGAAAAGUUUUUAAUUUAUCUCUCCCGAAUAUAUUAGACAUAGAUCGGGAUCAAGUGAUGUCAUCCAUAGCUGAGAAACCUCCACCACCACCAUACGACUAUAAUCACAAAACUGUUCCUGCGCACACAUCUAUAAACACAAAAGCUCCUCCUUCUUACCCCGGUUCUAUUAGUCAUGGGUCUUUUAAAAAUUCAGCAGAAAAAGAAGAAGUAGCCGCUAGAGUCGUAACAUCUAAGCCUAUGAUAACGAUACUAAAAGCGGAAGCAGGUGAUGUAAAUACACCAAGCGAAAGAACCUUCGCUAGUCCUAUGGUGAUGGAACACAGAUUUCAGAAAUCAAAACGGCAUCAAGCUUCUAGCCGUAGAGCCGGGCGGUCCAAGUUAGCUCAAGGGAUUAGCAGUCUAUCCCCAUCAAGAGAAAUGCCCUCUCAUGUAGUAGACGCUAAUGUUCUGGUGGCAAUGAUGAAACUGCCGCCGCCGCCCCCUCCCCGCCGCACCCGACUGCCUCCGCCACCGCCUAUAGCCCGCCUGCCUCCUCCGCCUCCACCACAUAAUCCUAUGUUUCAUCAACAGCUUUAUAGCGACGUGGACUACGUUUACUAUCCUUUACAAGACCCAACGAUAUCACAACAAAACUACCUCGAUCACAAAUUUUCUGAACCUCGUGUUUCAAAUAUGCAUAAGAGCGGUCUACAAUAUAGAAGUACGCCGUUUUUAUCGACGAACAUGUCGACGUCAUCAAUGUACGGAUCCAUACAGAAUCUAUCAGACUCUUAUAUUCAAUUGCCUGGAAACCGUUCAAGUUGGUAUUCUUUAACAUCCAAAACAUCACUCAGUAAUUACUCAGUUAACCUGGAACGUCCACAGAUACCAAUCCGAACACCAGAGGUAUCCAACUUCCCGCGAACCAAGUCGGACGACAACCUGUUAAACCCGAGGGAUCCGCCGCCCAUUCGCUCGAGGCGUAUGCCACCGCCGCCUCCGCCGCCCUAUGAACAUAAAAAGAAGCUCUCGGCGCCGCUUAGGGAAGUCAACAUUUCUAACAGCGGCGCAAAUGUGAUGAGUGAACUUAGUAAAGUAAGAGACGCUAAUGGUGAUCUAGACAUAAAAACUCUUCGUGAAAAAAGUAAAAAUUUAGACCUGCCACUGAUCGCGGCAUUAUGUAAUGACCGGUCGUUAUUAAAGCAAACAAAAGCAUUUGGUGUUCCUAAGUUGCAUAAACAAACAGUUAGUGAAAGUGAACGAAAGUGUACGAAGUCUGUCCUAAACACCACCGAUAAUCUAGAACUUAAGAAUAACCACAAACAGGAAGGUAACGCAAGAAUGUCAAUGACAGGGUCACAAAAGAAAAUUUUGAUAAGAAAGCCGACAGACAAACUUCCCGCAUUACCCAGUUCAGACACUCACACCCCUAGAGCGUUGUCUAAUACUUACGUAAUGCAUCCAAGUGUAAAAGUAAAGAAAAUCCAACCCAGCUCAUGACACCCUGUACCGACUUGACAUCGUAAUUUAGCCUUUACUAUUUGUGAAUACUUCCAGUGCUAUGAUAUGAGCUUUCUCCACCGACUUUACGCAAUAAGACUGAGUAAAAAGUCCUUAUAGACCUAUAAGUGAUAUCACAAUUUUUCACAUUCCUUAAAAUAGGUGUUAUAUUACUUAUUAUAGUUAUAUAUUUCUGUUGCUAACAGGAACAUUCGAAUUUUCAAGAAUGUCGGUAAAUAGAGUAAUAGUGCACAUAAGAUACCUACAUGUUAACACAUUGAGUGCCGAAAACCCGACUAAGUAUCGGAUAUUUUAUGAUUUUGUUCCCAGGCCGGGCGACUAUCAGAGUCGAGAUCGUUGUUUGUACUGCAGUUUUAUACAAUUACAUUUUUAUGGCCUGGCUCGGAUGUCUUUGUUUGGCUGUGGGUGGCAAUGAAUGCGUUAAUAUGCAACAUUCAAGUUAAAAAUAAAAGAAAACUCAUUAAAUUUGUGCCAUAAACAAGCAAUCAGGCUUAUCGGUAAUGUGUUAGUACAUUUAAUGAACGAGAUAGUCUAUAAACAAUUGUUUCCCUAUUGCUGUCUGGCUGUUUUACCACGUACCUAAAUGUAGUUGAGCGAAAAUGAUACAGUUUAUUAAAUGUAAAUUUUUAAGAUUAAAACUAUUUGUGAGAGUCAGAAUGGCGGGUGUACAGUCAGCGUCAAAUACUUCGUAGCAGUCAAAGUGGCCAAAUAGUUCGGUACACCAUACUAAAUAUAUGGUGUACCGAACUAUUUGGCUACUUUGACUGCUACGAAGUAUUUGACGCUGACUAUACCUAAAUAAACAGCUUAUACAAGAACGAAAUAGACUUCAUCAUGACUAAUAACGCCAAAAUGUUCCAGGAUGUGUCAAUCAUACACCAUUUAAACUUUAAUUCGGACCACAAAAUGGUUCGCGCUAAACUAAGCGGCAUAAAUAUAAAGAGGAACAGGAUGAAGCACAAGGAUACUUCUUCGCUUACUUGCACUCACAAUAAGGACCAACUCAUAAGAUAUUUACAAGAGUCAAUAGGAAAAGAUAAGCAAGACAACAUAGCAACCCAGGCAAAAUAUGACAAAUUUAUAAAUAUUUUACAAUCAGAAACUAAAAAAGUAAAUUCAAUAAGUAAAAGCGUAGUUUCCACGGAGACACAACAGCUGCUACAAGAGAGAAAAAAACUACUACAAAGCAAGGAAAGUAAAGCUGACCGCCUCAAAAUAGCAGACAUUAGCAAAAAAAUUAAUGAACACAUAAGAAAAGACAAAAAACUAAAAAGACAAGAUACAUUAAAAAAACAUAUUGAAAAAACCGGGGGAACAAAAAAGGCUAUGAAAGAAUUGAACUGUAAAAAGGAUUGGAUGCUAAAAGCAAAAACAAAUCACGGAACCUAUACAAGCAAUAGAGAAGAAAUGCUUAAAAUAGCUACUGAUUACUAUAGAGACCUAUACCAAAGUAACCACUCAAAAAUAACGACAAUUGGAAGUGACAUAACAGACCCCGAGCCCAUACCAAAAAUAUUGAAGGAGGAAAUCAUAAGAGCAAUCAAUACACAAAGAAGAGACAAGACCCCUGGAACAGACCAAAUAACAAAUGAACUACUAAAAGCUACUAUACCGGCUAUUACCCCUGCACUGACGGAUAUAUUUAACGAAAUUGUAGAAACCGAAAAUAUUCCUACAGAUUGGACCAAAUCAACUAUAAUUCUGUUACACAAAAAAGGAGAUAAAGGAGAAAUUGGCAACUAUCGACCGAUCAGUUUGUUAUCGAAUAUAUACAAGGUCUUUUCAAAAGUAAUACUUUCCAGAAUCACAUCGACACUCGACGAAAAUCAACCGAAAGAACAAGCGGGGUUCCGUAGCAAAUAUUCAACCGUCGACCACAUCCAUGUUUUAAAACAAGUUCUACAAAAGUACAGGGAAUACAAUAAAACCUACUAU